AUGGCUAACUCCAAACCUCUUGCCGAACCUCAUUCCGAACCUCAUUCCCACACGCAGCAGCCGCGGCGGCACCGCUCAGGCCUGUGCGUUGCCAUCCCCACCAUCCCUCGGCCAACCGUGGAGCCGAACGUGUCCAGUUGGCAGCUCCUCACCCGGCUUUUACGGGAUCUGGACGGCGAGCGCGCCUCGGGAGAGGGUGUAUUGGACCACGCAAUUAAGGUGGUAGUGUUUUGCGCGUCGUGUAUGUAUAGGUUUCAACCGGGGGCGGCGGAUGUGGGGAACGUAGUGGGGGACGGGACACGUGUCACUGAGCUUAAUCGGGCCGUCGAGGAACAGUACACGCAGGCGGUUAGGGUUUCGAGGGAGCUGUCUGUCCCCGUUUAUGUGGUCCCCGCUAACGUGGAAGUUUGUGCGUUUAUAUAUAACAAGACGCGUAUGGAGGAGGUUGUUCCGAGCGAGCUACAGUACAAGGAUUGGACUCGGUGGAUGUGGAUGGCGAAAGAAAGCAUCGAUUUCGUGUACGCCGUGCGGCAGUGUAUGGUUACCAACCCUCGUUACAUCUUGUUCCUGGAAGACGACACGAAACCCAUCCAUCGUUACGACUCGGCAAUUGAGCGUUUCAUCUCCGAAGACCUUGCAAACAAGUCCUGGGCCGUGCUAUCCCUGUACCUCCCGCGCUCGUACCACUGGCCAGUGCAACACGCAGACGAAUACUCAAUCCCAUGCUGCACCCAAGCGCUGCUAUUCAACGUUACCGCGUUACCACCACUGCUGGAUUUCGUCGAAGGGAAUUUCAUGCGAGCCCCAAUCGACCUGCUAUUGCGCGACUAUCUGAAAGAGAACGGCCUGCACGCGUAUGUGCAUGUGCCGUCGCUGUUCCAGCACAUGGGCGUGUACAGUACCAAGGACGGCAGCAGCAAGGCGUUCCACUUUGACUUUCUGUUUGGGAAGAACACGUCUGCACUGACGGCGAUGGGCGGCGCUGUGGAAGGGCAAGCAUGCAAUUGGAUGUGCUUGGGGGGGCCUAUUGCAGAAGGGGGGGAAGUGGUGAUCAGCCAUGUGAUUGCUCGCAUGGCUGUCGUUCUUACCACAGCGACCCUUUCAAGAUCCCAUCCCAGCCUCUGUAUCCCGCAGCAGCCGGUGACCACUGAACUUGUGCCUGCGAGACUCCUGCAUUCACCUUCAGAGUUUCAAACACUGUCGACUUUCUCGACCAACUACCAUCCUCGAUAG
Molecule: messenger RNA, 1233 nt
Organism: Closterium sp. Yama58-4
Lineage: Eukaryota; Viridiplantae; Streptophyta; Zygnematophyceae; Desmidiales; Closteriaceae
Source: the annotation of a GenBank genome assembly